AUGACGAAUGCGGGCAAGGUUUAUAUCAUCGGCGCCGGGCCCGGUGACCCCGAACUCCUGACCCUGAAAGCCAAGCGGUUGAUUGAAACCUCCGAUGUGAUAAUUUACGCCGACUCGCUGGUGCCGGAAGAAAUUGCCGGUUUUGCCCGUGCCGGCGCCCAGAUCUACGGCAGCAAGGAUAUGUCGCUGGAUGCAAUCAUGUCGGUGACGCUGCAAGCCGUGGCCGACGGCAAAACCGUUUCGCGCAUCCAGAGCGGGGACCCUUCGUUGUACGGCGCCACUCUGGAACAAAUGCGGAUUCUGGAAUCGGAGCAGGUUGACUACGAGAUUAUCCCCGGCGUCAGUGCCGCCUUCGCCGCCGCCGCCGUGCUCAAGGUCGAGCUGACGGUACCGGAAGUGUCGCAAACCGUCAUCAUGACGCGCGCCGAGGGGCGAGUGGCGAUGCCGGAGGGCGAGGAUCUGGUUGACCUGGCUCGCCACGGCAGCACGCUGGUGAUAUUCCUCAGCGUGACCCGCAUGUUCCGCAUCGCCAACCAACUGCAGGAAGCCGGCUAUCCCGCCGACACGCCGGUGGCAGUGGUUUACCGGGUCGGCUGGCCCGAAGAGUUGGUGAUUCGAGGGACGCUCGAAGACAUCGCGCAGAAAGUGCGUGACGCCAAAAUCACGCUGCAGGCGCUCAUCAUCGUCGGGCAAGCGGUGAACCCCAGCCUGCUCGACCCCAAUUCCGGUGAGAAAGUCGCCGUCUCACAUCUCUACUCCGACGAGUACACCCAUUUGUACCGCCGGGCCGGUCACGGCGACCACGCGGACGCCGACCGCGCCGACCUCUACGCGCCGGAGGCUAUGAGAUUCAACCGGAAGCCGUCGCACCCGUAG
Geodia barretti is the source of this 876-nucleotide messenger RNA. NCBI's taxonomy places the organism in Eukaryota, Metazoa, Porifera, Demospongiae, Tetractinellida, Geodiidae. The record is from the annotation of a GenBank genome assembly.